AUGCUACACUAUCUUUUCCAUGUUAAGAUUAAACCAUCAUUUGCGAUCAAUCCAUUUGCCACCAUUAAGUAUUUCUCCUCCUCAGCGCCUUCUAUCACAUCUUUUCUCCUAAAACAAUGCAAAUCCUUAACCCAAACCUACCUCAUCCAUCAGCAGAUGGUAGUCCAAAACCUUACCCACAUCCCCACUUCCCACCUCAUUGCUGCUUACAUUUUCCACAACUCUCCUUCCCAUGCUCUAUCCCUUCUGAUACGCCGUUCACCCUCAGCUUCCUCCUCCUACGGGUGGAAUAUGCUAAUCCGUCGUGCUGUUAACCUUAGGCUACUUCACAAUGCACUCCAUCUUUUCCUCCUUAUGGUGAGGUGUGGAUGGCAUCCUGAUCAGUACACUUUCCCUUUCGUCCUUAAGGCCUACGGGGAGCUCAACUACUUUUGUAGUGGCUCUUCUGUUCAUGCUCUGAUUUGCACAAGUGGGUUUGAUUCAAAUGUCUUUGUUUGCAAUGCACUAGUGGCUAUGUAUGCUCGAUGUGGGGCCUUGGGCUAUGCUCAACAGAUGUUUAACGAUAUGUAUCAGAGAAGGAUUUAUGAUAGUGUUUCAUGGAAUACAAUUGUAGCAGCUUACAUGCAAAGCGGCAAUGUAGAAACUGGGUUUAUGUUGUUUGAUAAAAUGACUGCUGAUGUAAAAGUUCGGGUGAAUGCUGUUAGUCUUGUCAAUGUGCUUCCUGCAUGUGCAUCCGUUGGCUCGUGGUUGAGGGGUAAGCAAGUGCACGGUUAUGCAAUGAGGAAUGUGUUGUUUGAGGAUGUAUUUGUGGGAAAUGCAUUGGUGGAUAUGUAUGCGAANUUCUUACACUUUUGUUUUGCACACUUGCUGUUUGCUGAAAUGCUUGAGUUAGGAUUCUAUUUAAGUUAA
Molecule: messenger RNA, 909 nt
Organism: Pistacia vera
Lineage: Eukaryota; Viridiplantae; Streptophyta; Magnoliopsida; Sapindales; Anacardiaceae
Product: pentatricopeptide repeat-containing protein At5g16860-like
Exons: 1
Coding region: 1-909 (302 amino acids)
Biological process (GO): RNA modification
Molecular function (GO): protein binding; RNA binding
Source: RefSeq, a predicted model, not a curated record